ACGUUGUGUGUCUCAGCGUCAUACGGGGAGGGAGGUUAUCUCAAACCAUCACUCGUCACGCUUGCCUGGACUGCGUGUCGUUUGUUGUCUCACUGUUACAGUAGGACGAGUCUCAUCCAGAUCGUAUACAAUUGCAGCCAAAUCAUGAAUGCAACUCUAUUUCUUUUUAUUUGCAACUUAAGCAGAAGUAGAUGUCCCGUUUGCUUGGGCAAACGUGACAUUUCCUAGAAAGUGCUUCGGUGUUUCGCCGUAUCCAGCGCAACUCAUAGCAGAGACAGGUGAACUCGAGAUAUGCCACUUGACAAGACCGAUGGGUUACUUUGCAAACUCAACGUGAAACUGGACACUUUUUUGAAGAGAAACGCCGAGCGGGAUGUUUACGAGCGGAUUCGUGCCUAUGAGCCCUGCAUCGUGGUCUCGGACUCCAUCAACAAGGUGUUCAUGCACGUCGUAUUGAGCGACGACAGCAUAUACCUGACGGAGUAUCCCCCGCGCACCAUCCGACAGGCGGUGUGCUUCAGAGACAUCGUUGACGUUGAGUUGGUCAACGACUUCCCAGACUUCCUCAGUGGUCAGGAGCGUGAGCGUUCACAGCACAUUCGCAUCGUCUACACAACCACAAAGCAUGCUGGGAAGAAGGGCCUUAGACUCCGAGGAUGGAGGGCGACCAAAGCGGAAUCUCCCAGAGACCCGACUGAAGGUAUUGGCGGUGUGCUCUUAUCCACCAACUCUGCUCCUCCUGAGGAGAUGCACUGGAGAAUCACUUCCUCGUCCAGGCUUGGUGUACAUGAAGAAGACUCUCCCUCCCUGAGGAAGCUCCGCUCGGCUUCCUGUCCGAACCCCGACACCCUGGGGCUGCCCCCGCUCCCCCGGGCCUCUCACUCCGCCGCCUCCUCCCCACCUCCCUUCUCCAGCCAGGGGGGCGCCGGGGGGCGUCUGGGCCCAGUACAGGCUACCCUGGGCAGGGCUACCCUUCUGGGCCGACUGCUGAAGAUGGAGGGAGAGGAGGGGGUGGGGAUGGACAGAGAGAGGGAGGCGGAGCUACACCUGUACGCGGUGUCACUCACCUCACGCAUCUACCUCCACCUGCAGAGCUCCUGGAGCAGCUAUGUUAUUAGAUCUACACUAAUGUUGGAUCCUUUCUAUAAGAGGAGGUGCAGUAUAUCUCCCUCCUCACCUCAGAAAUAUUACAAGAUAAGCUGGGAGCGAACGGCCCACCUGUUCCAUCAGCUGAGUGGGGAACUCCUCCAUGAAGACCUCGGGCUGGAGAGCCUCUACCUCCUGCUGCAGGAACUCAACACGGCAGCACACCGCUGUGUCACCAUCAAGAAGCUCUUCUGGAGGUCCAGUGACUUGUGUCCCUUCCUGGUGAAAACUCUGACCAGCACCCUGCGUGAGGCCGACACAGGAGUUCACACCACAGACAGACUGCUGCUUUGCACACUCAUCGUUCAGACUCUUGGUCUGAUGUUCAGGGAGAUGGAGGUGGAGCCAGCGCGACUCAGCAUGCUGACAGCCAAUCAGGGAGCGCUAACAGCGAGCCUGCUGCUAGCCCUGGUGUGUCACCCAGACUUGCAGUUUCCCCCGCAUGACUCUGACUCAGACGAGAUGGAGCACAGCCCAAACACACACGUGGAGUUGCAGAUCUUGCAGGCUGAGUAUCUGGCUGCUGCUGCUGCCCUGUUCUUUGAGAUCAUAGUGGUUUGUCAAGAGGCUAGCCGUACGCCAAGCCUUGAACACUUCCUGACGGUUGGCUGGGUGUUUAGAACUCUCAAGCCUCAGCCCAGUACUAUGCACUUUGUGGGCUAUCAGACCCAUCAAGUGGUCCUUGUUCUGUCUGGAUCUCAGCCUGUCAUGAGCCCGUCUCAGGUGGUUCUGUUGUACCAGCGCUGCCGGGUCCUUCUGGCCUGCCUUCAGUACAGCAGUACCCUGAGCAAGUUCAUCAGGUCCGAGUUCAGAGAGGAGUUCAGGUACUAUGUAAAAGCAUCAGGGUCAGUGAAGAAGCUGCCUCCCAGCUACCCCAUCAGUCAGCCAGCCCAGCGCCUUCUCUCACAGCUCCUCUCAUUGGUGCUUUGCCAGUCCUGAACCCUGAUUGGCUCCGCAUUCACCUCAACUCUGCUGCUAUUGGCUUACUGACUUCAGCCCGGGUCAUAAGCCACACCCCUCAUUUUCAUUCAAGGAACUCAGAGCAUCCAGUGUCACACAAUUCCUAGGACAGUGUGCUAUGAGUGUAUGAGUGUGUGAAAAAGAACAUAUGUAGUGAAGAGAAGUCUCUCACACACACACACACACA
Messenger RNA from Clupea harengus (Atlantic herring), 2293 nucleotides. It is a transcript of the gene c16h12orf56, whose product is annotated as chromosome 16 C12orf56 homolog. Lineage: Eukaryota; Metazoa; Chordata; Actinopteri; Clupeiformes; Clupeidae. The record is from RefSeq and is a predicted model, not a curated record.